Saccostrea cuccullata (small rock oyster) is the source of this 705-nucleotide messenger RNA. RefSeq lists its product as uncharacterized. The transcript is spliced from 6 exons. Lineage: Eukaryota; Metazoa; Mollusca; Bivalvia; Ostreida; Ostreidae. The record is from RefSeq and is a predicted model, not a curated record. Bases 79 to 618 code for a protein of 179 amino acids.
UUUGUCUUAUCUUUGACACUCUUCCUUUGACGUUAUAUUGUAAUCACUAAGAAUAUUUUCAUCGUAAUAAUUGUCAGUAUGAAAAUUACAGUAUUCUUUCUCUGCUUGAGCCUCUCGGCUGUAUUGUUCUCUGUAAAUGGGGCUCCACAAAGACGACAAGUUGGAGCCCUAGUGUCAGCAGCCUUUGGACAAGCUCUCGCCGGACAAGUCACGAACUUUGUCAACACGGCUGGAAAUUACCUACUGAAUACGUUAUUUGGAGAGAGUCCUUAUACGACCAUUAUGGGUCGCGGUGUAAAAGUAAUGGGAGGAGGAACCACCGUGUCUAUUAAGGAUAUCGCCACCGGAAUAGUGGUAGCAGGGUUUGGGGAGACGCCGGAGCUGGCUAUGUCUCAGGCCACUGCGAAUCUUAUAACAACACUGUAUAAAGGUGGAUAUAUUAGCAUUGAUGAUCUUCAUUUAGCCCCAGUAAGAACGACAACUCCACUACCUUGUGCGGAUGCCUUCCCACCAAAAGUUUGUCAAGGUUAUAAAAAGCUAGGAUCUUGUUCACCUGCCCAUGUAACUUACAGCUUCGUCCAUACACACUGUACAAGAACUUGUGGUGGCUGUGAGUAAAUUAAGAUGCCAAUUCUUGGAAAUGCCAUCAAUGAUAUUUUGUAAUCAGCUUUAUUAAAAUAUUAUGUAUCAUAAGCAGAGUUAAUC